AUGGAUGUUCAGAUUAUGCUGUUCCGAUGGAAGCCGCAGCUGGGCACUGGGAGGACACCGCAAAAGUACUCCGCGAGUCCUAAAGAACCAGCCCCGCCGGUUCCCCAAAAGCAGCAACAGCUGGUGCCGCAGACUUGGCAGAGGGUCACGCUCCACGGGGCGUCGUCGUCCGUCGCCGUCCGCAGAGGCAACAAGAUGGAGAGUCCUCACGAGCAGCAGCAGAGCUUGCUGCUCUCCAGGAUCAUAACAAACAUCGAGAAGCUAAACGAAGCCGUGAUGAUGAUGAACAGGAAUCUGCAGGAUGUCAACGUUCAGAAUAUGAAUGUCGAAUUGGUUGCGCAGAUGUUCAAGAAUUAUCAGUCAAACGUUCUCUUUCAUCUUGAAGCGCAUAUUGCGAAAGCACGCACCAAGCACGCGGUCAAGGAUGUGGCAUAG
Molecule: messenger RNA, 435 nt
Organism: Cladophialophora psammophila CBS 110553
Lineage: Eukaryota; Fungi; Ascomycota; Eurotiomycetes; Chaetothyriales; Herpotrichiellaceae
Exons: 6
Coding region: 1-435 (144 amino acids)
Biological process (GO): attachment of spindle microtubules to kinetochore
Cellular component (GO): mitotic spindle; DASH complex
Source: RefSeq, a predicted model, not a curated record